CGACAUCAAAUACUCCUCCUCAUACGCAAGGUCCCGCAGAAAUGCCCCCCAAACCCUCCAAAUCCAAACCAGACCCCGCAGGCCCCCCCUCAACACCAAAGACAAUCUCCGGCUUCACCGUCCUCGCACUCACGCUCCCCACACUCGCCUGUCUCAAAUUCACAACCACGUCCCUCUCCACACCCAUAAAACACUGCCUCUACAUCAAACCGCACGAACCAAAAACCCCGUCACCGGACGACGCGAAAAGCCUGUUUAUCGCAAAUGUGCCAAUCGACGCGGAUGAGGGUAGUAUUCGCUCGCUGUUCCAGGAGCAUUUAGGAGGUGCAAAAGUGGCGCGCGUCGAGUUUGAUGCGAGUGUUCCUGGUGGGGUAGUUUAUAAGCGAUGGAGGAGUGAGGGUGGUGUCGGGAAUGCUAGUGCUAGAGAGGAGAUGCGAGAUGCGAAAAAAAAGGGAAUGGCCGGGGGCAGAGAUGGAGGCAAAGAGCAGAGGGGUAAAAAGAGAAAGCGAGAUGAGGAAAUUGUUGCAGAGGGCGUGAUUGAAGACGAGAAAUCAGCACUACCUAAGAUCUGGCCUGCGGAAUUACGGAAGAGUGGGUCUGGAGCCGUGGUCGUGUUUGUAGAUAAAGCGAGUGCAAGGGGUGCGAUGAAGGAGGUUAAGAGAGCUGGGAAGGAGGGGAGGGAGGUGGCGUGGAAGGGUGCAGAAGGGUUGGGUGUGCAACGCUACAAAUCCCACCACCACCUCCAAUACCCCCCCAAAUCCGUCCUCCAAGCCUCAAUAACAUCCUACCUAACCCAAUUCUCUACCGCCGAACUCGCUCGCAACCGCCUGCGCUCCAAACUCCGCUCUGUACCCGACGAAGAUGGUUUUAUCACGGUAGUUCGCGGCGGCCGGGCCGGGCCCGCUAGACUUGAGGAUGCCGAGAAGAAGAAAGAGGAACUGGAGGAAAGGAAGAAGAAGAAUGGGGUUAGGGAGGAUUUCUAUAGGUUUCAGAUGAGGGAGCGCAGGAAGGAGAAGGAGGGGGAGUUGAGGAGGAAGUUUGAGGGGGAUAGGAGGAGAGUGGAAGAGAUGAGGGAGAGGAGGGGGAAGGUCAGGCUGGAGGGGUAG
Messenger RNA from Lindgomyces ingoldianus, 1106 nucleotides. RefSeq lists its product as uncharacterized. Gene Ontology annotation, cellular component: UTP-C complex; CURI complex. The transcript has 2 exons. The record is from RefSeq and is a predicted model, not a curated record. Gene Ontology annotation, biological process: ribosomal small subunit assembly; rRNA processing. Lineage: Eukaryota; Fungi; Ascomycota; Dothideomycetes; Pleosporales; Lindgomycetaceae. Bases 42 to 1106 code for a protein of 354 amino acids.